AUGCCCAAGUUCAUGCAUCCAUUGAGAGUGAUCAAUAAGCAAUACGAGGCCGACAUUAAACUCAUGUUCGAGGUUGUGGAUGAAGUGAUUGCACAUCGGAAAACACAUCCUCUCACCGGCUCCCGGGACCUGCUUUCGCUCAUGCUGGAAGGCAAGGAUUUCAUGACCGGACGUGGUCUGUCAGAUACCAACAUCCGAUACCAGCUCCUCACAUUCCUCGCCGCUGGACACGAGACCACUUCUGGUCUCCUCUCCUUCGCCUUAUACCAUCUUCUAUCCAACCCUCAGGCAUACGCCGCCUUGCAGAAAGAGGUCGACACCGUUCUCAGCGAUAAUCCUCUGACGGUGGAUCACCUCUCGAAGCUCCCGUAUACAAAUGCAGUUCUCCGCGAAACGCUGCGUCUUAACUCUCCAGCGCUGGGUAUGGUCGUGACGAGCUUCAACCACACUGAACUCCUCUGUGGGGAGUACGAGGUGCGCAAGGGCUGGCCGCUGCUCCUCGACUUCUACGGUUUGCACCGGGAUCCUGCAGUGUGGGGAGAUGAUGCCGAGUCCUUCCGCCCAGAACGCAUGUUGGAUGACAAGAUCAACACGCUACCACCAAAUAGCUGGAAACCCUUCGGAAACGGGGCGCGCGGAUGUAUCGGUCGUGCACUCGCGUUGCAAGAAUCCGUCAUGAUGCUCGCUACCCUGUUUCAGCGGUUUGAAAUUCGCUUUGACGACCCCAGCUACCGCUUGCAGCUGAAGGAGACAAUCACCACCAAACCCACGGGUUUCAAGAUCCAUGCGAUCCCAAGAGCUGGAAAGAAGGUCUUCGGAGCGGCGAAUGGGUACAUGUCCCCAGGUGUACUAGGGGAAACGUUGCAGAAGGUAGGGCACACGGCUCCGGGGAAGGGUGCCCCACUCUUAGUGCUCUUUGGUACCGACAGCGGCACGUGCGAGCGGUUCGCUGAGCAAAUCGCAUCUGACGCGGUGAUCCACGGUUUCAACCCCAAGAUCGGAGCAAUGGAUAGCGUUGAGGACGUAGCAAAUCUGCCUCGCGAUGCGCCAGUGAUAAUUCUCACCUCGAGUCGCGAGGGACAACCGCCCGAAAAUGCAGUGCGGUUUGUUCAGGCCCUCAAAGAAAUGACUGCAACGACCAAGCCACUUCAAGGUGUCAAAUACGCUGUUUUCGGUGCUGGCAAUCAUGACUGGGUCCGAUCGUUCUACAGGAUUCCGAAACUUGUGGACUCUCGAAUGGAAGAACUGGGCGCCGAACGCUUGAUCCCUCGUGGAGAAGGCGAUGCAGGUGGAGCGAAUGUGUACAAUUCAUUCGACGCGUGGGAGAAAGCUCUCUGGUCUGCCGUUUCGAAAGAUUUAAAUGAUGCCGCGCCAGAAGCGGCAUCGGAACUGGACAUAGAGGAUGAUCUCAUCGUGGCUGUUGUCGGCGCUACACGAGAUAUUCUUCUUCGUCAACCAGAUCUUACUGAGGGCAAAUGCGUCGAAAAUCGCGUUCUGACUGCAUCGGACCAGCCUGUGAAGCGGCACAUCGAGUUCCAGCUCCCUCUUGGCAUGGAGUACCAAACAGGCGACUACCUCGCUGUCCUCCCUCUCAAUUCACCUGAGUCUGUGCAUCGGGUGCUUGCACAUUUUAACGUCCUGGGCGAGACAAAGAUUGUGAUCACGAGUCGCGCCCCGACGACUCUACCUACCAACGAACCUGUCAGUUUGCAAGACUUGUUUUCCGGUUACGUGGAGCUCGCGCAACCGAUGUCCCAAAGGAACUUGGACGAGGUGAUGCGUUACGCUCCCGUGGAUGGGCCUGAACGCCAGGCUCUUGACAAGCUUGUCGCCAACCCCAAGACCGACGUAUUCGAUAAGCAUUUAUCUGUGCUGGAUCUGCUGGAGCAGCAUCCAAGCGUCAAGAUUCCACUUGCACAGUUCAUCAAGCUUCUGCCUUCCAUGCGCAUCCGGCGCUACUCGAUUUCCUCCUCGUCGCUGUGGAAGAAAGCAAAUUGCACUCUUACUUUCUCCGUCAUCAGAGGCUCAUCCACGGCUGGGAAACGCGACUUCCUCGGUGUGGCCAGCAAUUAUUUAGCAAAUCUUAUGCCAGGCGAGAGAAAUCUUCCAGGAUGCCCUCGCGCGUCGCGCAAAACGUCUCUAAUGCCCUUUUCGUCCGGCGUCGUCCACAAUGCCCUUCAUUCCUUACGCACGGAAUGUAUCUAA
This is a messenger RNA of Dacryopinax primogenitus, 2205 nucleotides long. RefSeq names its product cytochrome P450. Lineage: Eukaryota; Fungi; Basidiomycota; Dacrymycetes; Dacrymycetales; Dacrymycetaceae. The transcript is spliced from 2 exons. The record is from RefSeq and is a predicted model, not a curated record. Gene Ontology annotation, cellular component: cytosol. The coding region runs from base 1 to 2205 and encodes 734 amino acids. Gene Ontology annotation, molecular function: heme binding; oxidoreductase activity, acting on paired donors, with incorporation or reduction of molecular oxygen; flavin adenine dinucleotide binding.